CUCAGACCUUCCCCUGUGGUUGUCCCCCUUCUUCCCCCUCAGCUGCUGCACGCCUCCUCCCAGGCGCGGGCAGAGAACGGCAACGCCUCCCUGUCGGCACCUCCCCCUUAAGCUGCCCGAAGCCCGCCUGCGCCCGCCUGCGCCCGCCUCCCCAGCGGCGCGCGAUGCCCAGCGCCCCGAGGUGCGGGCCGGUGUUCUCCUAGGUCGAGGUGCGGCCCGCUAGCGAGACCGAGCCCCACUGUAUUUUCUUUUAUUUCAUUUCACUCAAGGUUUUGCACAGACUGAAGUUUUGUGGGUUAGGUUAAACUCGGGACCUCCUCAAAAAGGACCCUUUUUUUUUUUCUUUCAAAAUGGCAGCCUCCAGCCGCGCACAAGUGUUAGAUCUGUACCGGGCGAUGCUGAGAGAAAGCAAGCAUUUCAGCGCCUACAAUUACAGAACUUAUGCUGUCAGGAGAAUAAGAGAUGCCUUCAGAGAAAAUAAGAAUGUAAAGGAUCCUGUAGAAAUUCAAACCUUAGUGAAUAAAGCCAAAAGAGACCUUGAGAUAAUUCGUCGACAGAAAUUCAGUUGCUGUCUCAAAAGCAUAGACCUCCAUACUGCUAAGUCAGUCAAUCUUUUUUAUAUCCUUAUUCUUUAUGUAUCUAAUAGUUUAUUCCUUGAAACUUCUCUUUCAUGCAAAUUGGUGGCUUCAGUAUAGUAGAUAUUUGCACUUGAGUGUUUUAUCAGGACUUGAAACUGUCAUGACCAAAACUUAAUGACUUAUCUUACCUUCCCCUUAAACUAAUUUUCCUUUGCAAAUUCCCAGUACUUCCAUUGUCUUGGUAACCCAGGCUCAAAUCCUUCCUCUUCUCUAUACACAGAGAAUGGAGCCCAUGAGUGCUCAUGUCAUUCAUUUAAAAUAAAUCUGAGACUCUCUUCAGGUCCUCUAAAAUAGGGUACCUGGAAUAUUAGAGUAUGUUCUGAGAUACUACCCUAAAAGCUACCUUUUUCUUUAGCUUCUGGCUUGGUGUAUGCUAACCAUUUAUAUAAUCUGGUCUAACCCACUCAGGCACUUGGCCCACCCUUUAGUUAAAUCAACGUGUCGCAUUCUUUGAAUACUUUCCUUACCUAGCUUAUCAUGAAUCACAAAUAAACAUUGUGGUUUUUUUCUGUAGGACUUUACUUGAGGUUCUGUUAGGUAUUCCUGUUGACUAGAUGCUCAUCUGUUUGAAAAAUCCCACCUUUAAUGUGAAAGCACCCCUUGUUUCCUUGCAGCCUAAUUUCCCUUGGCAUUUAUAGUGGUUGGAUAUGUAUUGAUGGGCAUUACUCUCUAACUGCUGUGUCAAAGCACUUUGGGAAGCUCAUCAAUCUUGUGCUUUUUUUAAUUGGCAUCAAUAAUGUGUUUGCAUUUAUCAAUAUUUCCUAAUUGCCAAGUUAUAACAGUAGAACUUCUGCAAUAAAUCAUGCCCACAGAUAUCUUCAGACAUUAAGAUUUAAAGUUUCUGUCAAUAUUUUGAUGUAUUAUAAAUUGUUUUUAUGAGGAUUUUUUUCCUAUGAGAAAGGAAGAACUGUGUAGCAGGAGACAGAAUUGAGUCAGUGUCACCAUAUAAAAUUAAGUUAAAGGGCCAAAUCAUUCCAGUGAAAAGAGAAGAAAGCUGUUUCCCAAGCCAGUACAAUACAUUCCCAUAAAGUUCAGCAUUAUUGUCCAAAUGAAUGUUAAUGCGUCUCCCUGCAAGUGAUGUGCUGUGCCAAUCCUCUUCCUGGGAGAGGAAUUUGAACAUAAGGACAGUUAGCACUCAUGCAAAGAAGAAACUCUUUGUCAACUCAUUUUUCAGUAGCAGAAACUGAGGCUUCGUGAGCUAAGGUUAUUUGCUGAGAGUCAAAUAGUGGCUUUGCAAGGCCAGGACUCAAACCCAGGGCUCUCAGGGUCCACAGGUGGACUUUUUACCUUUCAGGGACAAACUUGACCAAACCCAAAGGAGAGGGAGACCCACAGGUUGUCAAAGAACUGAAUCCACAUCAUCUCUUAGGCAAUUGAAGACACUAGAAUGUUUGGCUCAGAAAAAAAUGAGUGAAAAGCUCAGGUGCUCUGUCCUGCUGUGCCUGAAGAUCCUUCCCAAGGAGAUGAGACACUGUCUUCUGUGCACGCAGACAGCAGAAGUGGGGCCAGCCCUCUGACCUGGUGAGAGGCAAUGUUGUGGGGCAGUUACAGAUGUGGACCCAGGAGUCACAUGGGCCCCAGCAAAUCCCAGCUCAGCCACUCACCCAGCCCCUGUCCUUGGACAAGUCAGUUGACCACUUUGUGUCCCACUUUCCUCAGCUAAGAUAGGACUUCUGACAGUACUUACUUUUUAAGGUUGUCAUGAGGACUCAGUAAGUGAAUAUGUGGAAAGUGCUUUUGAUGGUGCUUGGCUCAUAGUAAGUGUGGUAUGUGCCACUGUUAGUGUUUUUACAUUAUAAAGCCAGAACUAGAUGGGAGGAAGAGUUCUCUAAAAAAACCCUCACCAUUUAUAGAUUCUGCAAAUCUUUAUGUUCUAGACACUGUUCUAGACACUGGGACACAGCAAUAGAUAAGACAGAUUUAGUCCCUGCCCCUGUCCUCCUACUGCUUACAAUCUGUAUUAGGGAGAAAGGGAAUUAUUAUGUGAAUCAAUAAAGCAGCCAUUCAGCACUGGAAUGAACCAUCUCUGGCAUUGUGACACCAGCCCUUUCACUGUUAUCCCUAAAGAUAUCCAGGCUCAGGCUGCCUGAGGUCAUUUUGAGAGGCGCUUGCCACUGUUGGAUUUUAUUAACAUCUCUCUGCAAAGUAAGGUUAAUUUAAUGCAACCAGUGAUUAAAACAUCAAUUCAGACAUUGCUUUACUUUAAAACUGUCAUCCUCUGGAUCGUCAAGGUGAGGUGAGGGGAUUAUGCAGGACAAUCCUGUGAGGUACAAGAAGAAAAUAUAGGACUUCUCAUAAUUUUUAUCAUUUUUUAAAUGUAUAUUCUUGUAUAUAUUUUAUAAUGUGCAUAAUUUCAUAGCACAGGAGCACAUGUAGAUAACUUCCAAGUAAAUAUAAAUACAAUGUAAACACACAUUAAAGUUGCAUGGGUAAACAUGUAUUUUCCUUAUUUCUGAUGUGGUCAUUUACGGAUAAUUUUCAACUAUAAAGAUAGUAGCUUUCUACAUGAAUGGAAAAUUAAGACAUACUUUCACCUCUACUGAAGAGUUUAAAAAAAACAAUCAUGAUAAUACUUGAUGCUUUUAUAGGAGUUAAUGGUUUCAUUGCUUUUAAUCCUUUGAGGAUUAGGAUAGGACCUAUCCAUGAAAUAGGUCUUACACCCACUUUGCAGAUGAGGGAACAGAGCAUUUUAGAGGUUAUACCCAGAACUCUUGGCACCUCAUCAUUUUGCCAGGGAAGAGAAAUUUUAAAAUUAAGGACUAUAAAGCUGAUGCUCAUUAUUAGCAGUAUACCAGGGGAGUACCUGUUAGCAUGGGUCAAGAUGAAACUGUCCAGUGUCCCGUGUUGCUAGAAGGACUGUGGCUAUUUUUUACUGCUGCCAUCUUCUGCUCUUACCCAAAAGGCAAAACCCUAUCAAAUACGUAUCCUUCCACAAGAUUUAUUAGGAAUGUGCAAUGAAAAGGUCUUCAAGGAGCUUUCAGUGUACAAGAGGAGGUAACAUUUAUUUCCUAAUCCCCAAAUUGGUAGCUUGAAGUUGACUGUUAUUUAAAGGCAAAUGUCAGUUUGGGAGAUAGUCUCUGUGUUUUCUCCUUCCUCAUCCCCGUGUAUCAGCAAUCGGGAUCCGUAGUUGUAGUCAACAGAAAACAACUCUGGCUAAUUUCAGCACAAAGUAGAUAGUUAAAUAUGUGUUGAAUUAAUGAACAGUGAAUUUGUCUGUGUUCCAUCCAUUCAUGGAUACGGUUCUUAGGGGAAAGGGAACAGAGAGAGUUUAGAAGCUUGAAAAGGAAAGUUGGGAAGUAUGUUCUAAAUACGUAGAAACUAGUUUUCUGCCAACUAUGGGUUGAUAAAGAUUUAUGUAGAUCUGUUGGCUUUCAUCUAGUAAAAUUAUUGUAUAGCAUGAAAAACAGUGAAUUGGAGUUCAGAGACCUAUAUUUUCCACUACUGAGCUGUGUGAUCUUGAAUAGGUUAUAUAACUUCUAGAUCUUGGUACUUUCUACUCUGAAAUGGAUGACUGAAUGAUUUAGCCUGAGUCUUCUUGUGAACAUUCUCUGCUGAUAAAAAUGUUGUAUGUCUGUUCUGCCUAACACAGUAGCCACUACCCACACGUAGCUAUUGAUUCAGCACUUGAAAUGUGGCUAUUGUGACUAAGUAACUGAAGUUUCACUUUUAACUCAUUUAAAUUUAAAUUUAAAUUGCUGCUUGUAGCAAGUGGCUACCAUAUUGGACAGCACAGUUCUAGAGCAUUCUAUGAUUUUCUGGAUUCUGUAGGUUUAUUUAUGAGGUAUAGGCUUGGAAGGUAGAAAAGAUAAAAGUCAGAACUUCACAUUGGUAAAGAAUUGCACUCAUGUUUUUUUUAACUUUUUUUUUUUUUUUUACUUAUUUUGAGAGAAAACACAUGCACACAGGGGAGGGGCAGAGAGAGAGAGAGAAAAAAAAAAUCCCAAACAGACUUCCUGUUGUCAGCACAGAGCCCUAUGCGGGGCUCAAUCCCAGGAACCAUGAAAUCAUGACCUGAGCCAAGAUUAGGAGUCUGACACUUAACCAACUAAACCACCUAGGUGCCCCAUGUUCGUAUUUUAAUACCUAAUUAUUUGUUGGGAGAGAAGAACAUACUCUAGAAAUUCACAUAGAAUAGUGUAAAAAGCACAAGAUUUGGAGUUAAGGGAUUUGAAUUUGAACUCUGGCAUCACUAAUCAUGAACUUACCAGCCCUAUCUACCAUACAAAGUUUAUCAUCAAAUGAGAUGAUAAAUGUGAAAACACUUUGUGAAUAUAAGAUUACUUUAUGAAUGUUAGUUAUCCCAUUAUUACAUAGAAUCAGUGAUCCUACUAAAUUACAGAUAUCUCAUAUCUUAGGGUUUUUUUUGUGUUCAUUGGUUUUUGGUAAAGAUCAAGGGUAUGAGUGAAAACCACAUCUAGUGCUUACUUCGCAACUUCUUAUUGAUCUGUUUAUAUUUUAUUUCUUUUUCUUGUCUUAUACCAUUAACUAUGACUUCCAGUAUGAUGGUGAAAAGAGUGGUGAGGGGGGCAUCUUUGCCUUGUUCCUGAUCUCACUGGGAAAGCUUCUAGUUUUUUACUGUUAAGUAUGAUGUUAGCGCUGGAUUUCUUGUAGAUAUUCUUUAUCAAGUUGAGGAAGUUCCCCUCUAUUCCUACUUUACUGACAGUUUUUAUCUUAUUUCAUAACUUUAGAUUUAUUAUCUUAGCCCUUGUAACUAGUUUGUUUGUUUGUUGUUUCCUUCCUUAGAAGCAUUCCUUUGGAUCUGAUUUAUUACCCCUAAGUGACAGAACUACUACUUUUCAGGCCCUGAAGAUAGGGUUUUGUGAUGGUUAAUUUGGCUGGGCCAAGGUGCCCAGAUAUUUGGUCAAACAUUAUUCUAGGCAUUUCUGUAAAGAUAUUUUUUGGACAAGAUUAACAUUUAAGUGGGUGGACUUUGAGUAAAGCAGAUUACUGUCUAUGAUUUGAGUGGCCCUCAUCCAGUCACUCAAAGGUCUGAGUAGAACAAAAAGCUGAUACCUCCCCACACCGUACCCUAACUGAGCAAGAAGGAGUUCUGCUAGCAGAUGGCCUUUGGACUCCAAUUGCAACUCUUCUCUGUGAGUCUCCAGUCUGGUGGACUGCCCCCUACUUGCUAAGCCUCCACAAUCAGGUGAGCCAGUUCCUUAAAAUAAAUCCAUCUAUCUCUCUCUGUCUCUGUCUCUCUCUCUUUUUCUCUCUCCCUCCUCCCCCACCUCCCUCCCUCCCCGCUAUGGAUAUACAUGUACUAUAUACACAUAGACAUACACAUAGACAUAGACACACUCUGUUGGUUUUCAUGCCCUGCCUAACAUACUUUUAAACUAUUAGAUCAUUUUUCUGUUAAAGCCCCUGAAAUCAAACCUAAGCCAUUAAUUUCAAUUAUUGUUUUUGUUUAGAUAUAAUUUGCAGGUACCUCAAUGCUGUGUGUCCAUUUUCCUAGUUUCCUUACUCUUGUCAAACAAACCAUAUAUGCAGACUUUGAUUAGUAGGCUCCUUUUAAGGGACCUAUAAUCCUAUUUGACUUUCUAAGGACCUUUACCAAUUGACUCCCAGUUUCAGCCUAGGGAGGUUGUCAGGUCUCAGGUCUUCUUUCCUUGUCUGCUUCUGUCUGUGUCAGCCAUACACAGAGGUCUCUUGUUAGUUAGAUUGUUAGAUAAUUAGAGAACAACUUCAAUUUGCCAUUUUUAACACAUCUGACUAGCUGGGAAACUCUAUUUCCCCCUCCACAGUUUCUCUUCUCUAAGAUUCCCUGCUGCCUCUUUUUCAAAGACCAAAACGGGAAGAACAGAGAUGCUACAUACAGAAUCUGUCCACUAACAUUAUCUUAUCUCUUUCUGGCCAUUUUUCUCUACUCUCUCUGUAAAAAUUACCUGCUUUAGAAAGAGUCCAAGAGCCCUGCCCUUCCAUCACAUGUUUCUUCACUUGGAGCAGCUAAUGACCUACAACUUCAUAGUCUUCACAAAUACUGCUUUUAAUAAAGCUAUCAAGACAUUCCUUAAAUGUAUUUUUAUGGGGAAAUAAUCACAUGUAGUAUAUGGAGAUGCUGAAAUAGAGCUUAUUGCUCAACAGGAGAAGGUGUACUGUCACUCCAGGUUCUUCUAUAAUACCAGCCCUUUCAUUUUCUUGAUCAAGGAUCUUGCAUGUUAGAUUUUUGCCUAUAGGACUCUAUGCUUUUUAUUAUUAUAUCUACCAAACUACAAAUGAGGAUUAAGCUUUUAUGCCCAAACACACUUUGGAUACAUUAUGAGUAUACCUUAUUGUAAGUAUAGCUUGUUGUGGGUUUGAUGUCUUUUAACUCCACACCAAUUGAGAAGAGUUGAUGUGAUCACAGAACAGAGGAGCAGUGCCCUUUCCACAGAAGCACAUUCCCACUCAAGCCAGGACAAGCCCCUCACAAGCAGUGUGCUUUUCUCUAACAAGAGGAAACUGUGAAGCGCAGAGGUCUAAUCGUCCCAACAGUAUAAUAAUUAUUAGGACCUCAAAACUUUUUUUUUAACGUUUGCCUUAACUUUUUUUCUAAUAGAUCCUCCCUACAUGUCAUAUUUGGGAGAGUGUGAGGAGGAGUAUUUUUUCAGAACAUCUAGGAUACAUUCAGGGAGGUGAGGACAAAGUGUGCUUAGUCUGUACUUUUCUAAUCCUGCUCACCUGGUGGGGAUGUCAUUGUAUGACAGGGCCAGACACUGCUCUUGGGUCCCUCCUUCCUUGGUCACAGCAGUUCUCUCCACCCAACCCCCACCACCACACCCCCCACCCCUCAUCAUCUUCAUUCAGAAGUGACACACGCUAAAAGUCAUUCACAAGGUCCUAUGGGGAGUAUACUACUCAGCAAGGAAAUGGACUGUGUCUCUGAAGAAGUGGGUUAUAGACUCAUUCAUUGCCUUUUAUAAAUCUCAGGCUUUCAUUAGCUCUGCAUUUUGUUUUUGUUUUUUUUUUUUCAUUUUUCUACAUUUUAUUUUAUUUUUUUUUCAAUAUAUGAAAUUUAUUGUCAAAUUGGUUUCCAUACAACACCCAGUGCUCAUCCCAAAAGGUGCCCUCCUCAAUACCCAUCACCCACCCUCCCCUCCCUCCCACCCCCCAUCAACCCUCAGUUUGUUCUCAGUUUUUAACAGUCUCCUAUGCUUUGGCUCUCUCCCACUCUAACCUCUUUUUUUUUUUUUUCCUUCCCCUCCCCCAUGGGUUUCUGUUAAGUUUCUCAGGAUCCACAUAAGAGUGAAACCAUAUGGUAUCUGUGUUUCUCUGUAUGGCUUAUUUCACUUUAGCUCUGCAUUUUGACUGGAAGUUAUUUCUUAGCUUAUUAAUGGGGGGUGAGCAUCAGUAUUUUGUUGUAAGUUAAAUUCUCAUCUUCAUUUUAUUUUUUUUUUAAUGUUCAUUUAUUUUUGAAGGAGAGAGAGACCAAGUGCAAGCUGGAGAGGGGCAGAGAGAGAGGGAGACACAGAAUCUUUAUGAAGCAGGGUCCAGGCUCUGAGCUGUCAGCACAGAGCCUGAUACGGGGCUCAUACUCACGAACCAUGAGAUCAUGACCUGAGUUGAAGUCUGAUGCUUAACCAACUGAGCCACCCAGGUGUCCCUCAUCUUCAUUUUAUAAUGCCUGUGAUAUUUACUGAUAACAUGUAUAUAGGUUUGCAGAUUAAACUUGGAAGAGGCUUAUGAUUGACCCUUCCCAAUGUGUGCUCUACUCCAUACGCAUUGCCCCAGUGCCUAUGGUAGGAACCCAGGAUAGUUAUGGGCUGACUACUAAAACUAGCAUCUCAGGCAUGUUUCUUUGGAAUGAAAAGUAGCAUAUUGUUCUCUAUAUUAGUUUUCUUCUUUAAAAAAAAAUUACUAUUUUACUUGGACUUAAACAGUUUAUGUAAAAGAAUGAAUAUUUUCCCCUUUACUGAAUUCCACCAAUGUUGGCAUUUUUUUUUUUUUGCCACAUUUGCUUUAUCUCCUAUUUGCCUUUCUUUUUUUCUUUCUUCAUUGAACUGUUUGAAAAUAGGUUGCAGGCAUAAUACUACCUCUAUAUACUUCAAUAUAUAUCUUCUUAGAACAAGGACAUUCUUCUGCAUUAUCACAGUACUGUUUUCACACCUCAAAAUUGAGCAUCAAUUCAUACCUCAAAUAUAUAGCCCAUUUUCAAAUUUUUCCAAUUGUUCUAUAAUACCUUUUUUUAACUUUUUUGUCCUAAUCUGGAAUCCAUUUGAGGAUCAAGCAUUGCAUUUUGUAUUCAUGUUUCUUAAAGCUCCUUUAACAGAGAAGAGUUCCUCUUUCUUUUUUUGGCAAAUUUCAUGAUAUUGACAUAGUCUAGAAUGUUCCCUAAUAUGAAAGUGUGAGAUUCUUUCUCCAUUAUUACACUCAGAAUAAUCACUUUGGCAGGAACACUCCUUUAGUACCAUGAUAUUCUCCCUUUGCAUCAUGUCAGGAGGCCCCUAAUGCUGGUUGUACCAUUCAGUAUUCGGUGCUCAUCAUGAAAAGUGUGCUCUUAAUCCCAUUACCUAUUUCACCCUCCCCCCACCCACAUCCCCUCUGGUAACUUUCAGUUUGUUCUCUAUAGUUAGGAGUUUGUGGGGUUUUUUGUCUUCUUUUUUUUUCCUUUGUUUUGUUCCUUAAAUUCCACAUGAGUGAAAUCAUAUGGUACUUGUCUUUUUCUAAUUUAUUUCACUUGGCAUUAUACUCUAGAUCCAUCCAUGUUGUUGGAAAUGGCAAGAUUUCAUUCUUUUAUGGCUGAAUAAUAUUCCAUUGCAUAAAUAUGCCACAUCUUCUUUAUCCAUUCAUCUAUCGAUGGACACUUGAGCUGCUUGCAUAAUUUGACCAUUGUAAAUAAUGCUACAUAUAUCCUUUCAAAGUAGUGUUUUCGUAUUCUUUGGGUAAAUACCCACUAGUGCACUCACUAGAUCAUAGGGUAGUUCUAUUUUUAAUUUUUUGAAGAACCCCCCCCCCAUAUUGUUUUCUACAGGGGCUGCACCAGUUUAUAUUCCUAACAGCAGUGCAUGAGGGUUCCUUUUCUCAACAUCCUCACCAUUCAUUUGUUGUUUUUUGCAUUGUUGAUUUUAGCCAUUCUGACAGGUGUGAGGUGAAUACCUCAUUGUAGUUUUGAUUUGCAUUGCCCUAAUGAGUGAUGUUGAGCAUCUUUUCAUGUAUCUGUUGGCAAUCUGUAUGUCUUCUUUGGAGAAAUGUCUGUUCAUGUCUUCUGCCCAUUUUUAAUUGGAUUAUUUGUUACUUGGUUGCUGAGUCAUAUAAAGAAUUUAUAUAUUUUGGAUACUAAACCUUUACCAGAUAGGUCAUUUGCAAAUGUCUUCUCCCAUUCAGUAAGUUGUCUUCUGGUUUCAUUGAUUGCUUCCUCUGCUGUGCAGAAGCUUUUUGUUUUGAAAUAGCUCCAAUAAUUUAUUUUUGUUUUUGUUUCCCUUCACUCAGGAGACAUAUCUAGAAAGAUGUUGCUAUAGCCAAUGUCAGAGAAAUUGCUGCCUGUGUUCUUUUCUAGGAUUUUUAUGGUUUCAGGUCUCACAUUUAGAUCCUUAAUCCAUUUUCAGUUUAUUUUUGUGUGUGGAUAAGAAAGUGGUCCAGUUUCAUACUUUUCUUGUAGUUGGCCAGUUUUCCCAGCACCUUUUUUUUGAAGAGACUCUCUUUUUCCCAUUACAUAUUCCUGCAAGAUUAAUUGAUCAUAUAAUCAUGGGUUUAUUUCUGGGCUUUCUGUUCCAUUUCAUUGAUCUGUAUGUCUCUUUUUGUGCCAGUACAAUACUGUUUUGAUUACAACAGCUUUGUAAUAUAAUUUGAAAUCUGGAAUUGUGAUACUUCCAGCUUUGCCUUUCUUUUUUCCAGAUUACUUUGGCUAUUCGGGGACUUUUGUGGUUCAUUACAAAUUUUAGAACUGUUCUAGUUCUGUGAAAAAUGCUGUUACUAUUUUGAUAGGGAUUGCAUUAAAUCUGUAGAUUGCUUUGGGUAGUAUGAACAUUUUAACAAUAUUGUUCUUCCAGUCCUUGAGCAUGGAAUAUCUUCCCAUUUGUUUCAUCUUUAAUUUCUUUCAUCUGUGGUUUAUAGUUUUCAGAGUAUAGGUCUUUCACCUCCUUGGUGAAGUUUAUUCCUAUGUAUUUUAUUUUCUUUGGUGUGAUUAUAAAUGGGAUUAAUUUAUCUUUCUGCUGCUUCAUUAUUAGUGUACAUAAAUGCAAUGGAUUUCUGUAUGUUCAUUUUGUGUCCUGCAACCUUUAUCAGUUCUAGUAGUUUUUUGUUGGAGUCAUUGGGGGUUUCCUAUAUAUAGUAUCAUGUCUCGGUAAAUAGUGAAAGUUUUACUUCUUACUUACCAGUUUGGAUGCCUUUUAUUCCUUUUCUUGUCUGAUUGCUGUGGCUAGGACUUCCAAUACUAUAUUGAAUAAAAUUGAUAAGAGUUGACAUUCUUGUCUUGCUCUUAACCCUAGGGAAAAGCUGUCAGUUUUCAACAUUGAAUAUAUUAGCUAUGAGUUUUUCGUAUAUGGCCUUUAAUAUGUUGAAGUAUAUUCCCUCUAAAACGUACUUUGUUGAACAUUUUUAUCAAGAACGAAUGUUGUACUUUGUCAAAUGCUUUUUCUGCAUCUCUUGAAAUGAUCAUACAGUUUUUGUUCCUUGUUGAUGGGACAUAUCACAUUGAUUGAUUUGCAAAUACUGAGCCAUCCUUGCAUCCCAGGAGUAAGCCCCAGUUGAUUGUGGUAAAUGGUUUUUUUAAUGUAUUGUUGAUUCCGUUUGCUAAUAUUUUGUUGAGAAUAUUUAUAUCUAUGGUUAUCAGAGAUAUUGGCCUGUAGUUCUCUUUUUUUUGUAGUGUCUUUAUCUGGCUUUGGUAUGGGGGUAAUAUUGGCCUCAGAAUUAAUUUAGAAGUUUUCCUUCCUCUUCUAUUUCUUGAAAUAAUUUGAGAAGAAUAAGUAUGGACUAUUCUUUAAAUGUUUGGUAGAAUUCGGGGCACCUGGAUGGCUCAGUCGGUUAAGCAUCUGACUUCAGCUCAGAUCAUGAUCUCACAGUCUGUGAGUUUGAGCCCUGCAUCAGGCUCUGUGCUGACAGCUCAGAGCCUGGAGCCUGCUUCGGAUUCUGUGUCUCCCUCUCUCUCUGCCCCUCCCCUGUUCAUGCUCUGUCUCUCUCUAUCUUAAAAAUAAAUGAAAACAUUAAAAAAAAAUUUUUUAAUAAAAAAAGUAAAAAAUAAAAAUGUUUGGUAGAAUUCACCUGUGAAGUCAUCUGGUCCUGGGUUUUUGUUUGUUGGGAGUUUUUUUUAUUACUGAUUCAAUUUUCCUGCUGAUAAUCAGUCUGUUCAAAUUUUCUAUUUCUUCCUGCUUCAGUUUUGGUAGGUAAUAUACUUCUGGGAAAUUAUCCAUUUCUUCUAGGUUGUCUAAAUUAUUGGCAUAUAAUUUUUCAUAAUAUUCUUACAAUCCUUUGUAUUUCUGUGAUGCCAGUUGUUAUUUCUACUCCUUCAUUUCUGUUUUUGAGUCCCCUCUCUUUUUUGUGUGUUUUCUUUUUAUUUUUGUUUUUUGGUGAGUCUGGCUAAACAUUUAUCAAUUUUGUUGAUCUCUUCAAAGCCAGCUCCUGGUUUUAUUGAUCUGUUCCAUUGUUUUUUCAGUUUUCUAUUUCAUUUAUCUCUAAUCUUUAUUAUUUCCUUCGUUCUACUGGUUUGGGGUUUUGUUUAUUCUUUUUGUAGCUCAUGUAGGUGUAAGAUUAGGUUGUUUUAUUUGAUAUUUUUCUUGCUUCUUGAGGUAGAACUAUAUUGCUAUAAACUUCCCUCUUAGAACAUUUUUUGCUUCAUCCCAAAGAUUUUGGACCAUUGUGUUUUCAUUGAUAUUUGUCUCCAUGUUCUGUUUUGUUUUUCUAAGUACAUUUCAUGCCCAGCAUGGAGUCCAGCACCAGGCUUGAACUCAUGACCCUUAGAUCAAGACUUGAGCUAAGAUCAAGAGUCAGACACCUAACCAAUUGAGCCACCCAGGCACCCGUGUCUCCAUGUAUUUUCUGAUUUCCUCUUUGAUUUCUUUUUUGGCCCAUUCAUUUUUUAGUAACGUGUCAUUAAUCUCCAUUUAUUUGCGGUUUUUGCAGGUUUUUUCUUGUAAUUGAUUUCUAGUUUUUAUAGCAUUGUGGUCAGAAAGGAUACAUAGUAUGACUUCAGUCUUUUUGAAUUUGUUGAGACUAGUUUUGUGGCCUAAUAUGUGAUCUAUUCUGGAGAAUGUUCCAAAUGCACUUGAAAAGAAUGUGUAUUCUGCUGUUCUAGGAUGGAAUGUUCUGAAUAUAUCUGUUAAAUUCAUCUGGUCCAGGGUGUCAUUCAAAGCCACUAUUUUUUUGUUGAUUUUCUGUUUAGAUAAUGUGUCCCUUUUGAUGUAAGUGGGUGUUAAGUACCCUACUAUUCUUGCAUUACUAUUGAUUGCUUCCUUUAUGGUUGUUAUUAACUGCUUUAUACAUUUGGGUAUUCCCAUGUUGCUGCAUAAAUAUUUGCAAUUGUUAUAUUUUCUUGUUGUAUUGUCCCCAUUAUUAUCAUAUAGUGUUCUUGUCUCUUGUUACAG
This is a messenger RNA of Acinonyx jubatus (cheetah), 13135 nucleotides long. It is a transcript of the gene LYRM4, whose product is annotated as LYR motif containing 4. Bases 351 to 695 code for a protein of 114 amino acids. The transcript is spliced from 3 exons. Gene Ontology annotation, cellular component: mitochondrion; L-cysteine desulfurase complex. Lineage: Eukaryota; Metazoa; Chordata; Mammalia; Carnivora; Felidae. The record is from RefSeq and is a predicted model, not a curated record. Gene Ontology annotation, biological process: iron-sulfur cluster assembly.